UAGGCAGACGCAUUAGAUAGUGAAGAAGAUAAUUAACUGAGACGUGGUAUGUUUUGACCAGAGUCGUGUGAGUCUGGAAGGAGUUCUAACGGUUUGUCUUGCUAAUUAACAUAAUAUUGGAUAGAAAUGAGUCAUUCCGAAUGAGUAACAAACAUAAUCCAUAAUCAAUGCACAACUACCGGAAGCGGUAGGGAUAUGAGGUCGACCGUGUUUUGGCUUUACUGUAACGUUUUGGUUUGCAUUCGAUUUUGGGAUCACCACUUUGCAAAUUGGCAGCUCAUCAGACAGACUUAAUGACACAUAAACGGAAUCCGUGCUGUCAUCUGCACUGACAGGUCACAAGGAUGCCACAUAUUUGAAAAUAUUGCCAGAGGAUGGCACGUUUUGGCAAUGAGACUUUUUCUGGUAAAUGUUCAAACGACCUUCCCUUGCUGGACAUUGGUCAUCUGAGUGAUGAGGUCUUUUCCAGCUACACCGGACCAGACUCCGGACUGACUUUCACCAUCACAAAUGAAGACAAUGGCAAUUCCUCCUUGUCAACAAGUGAGAUUGCAGGGGUCAGAAACUGGAACAACAAAAACCAGAAGGCUUAUGGCAUCUGUAUCUCUCUGUAUGAACAGCAUCCAGUUAACGGCAAGAUGUCGGGUGACCCCUUGGCUGAUGCAUUCGCCAUUUGUGCACGAAAGAACAGCUGUUUGAUGUUGAUUGCUGACGGCGUGAACUGGGGGGAAAAACCAAGGCUGGCGGCAAGAUGUGCUCUUUAUGGUAGCAUGAACUACAUCAACAAAAAUAUUUUUCAGGAAGGGGAACAACCCUGUAAUACUCAGGAUGUAAUAGAACUGCUGAGGCGCUCAUUUGAUGAAGCACAUCGUUGUAUUUUAGCCAAAGAUGGAGGACUUACUACAAUGUGUGCCUGUAUGGUUGUACCAGUGAAAAAUUCUGAGCAUUUUGCUGUAUGUUGUGUAAAUGUUGGGGACAGCUAUGCUUACGUUUUAAGUCAUAAUCAAGGCAUCAGAGAGGUCACAGUGGGGUCACAUGACAUCAGCUCGGAAAGAGACAUACGAGAUGCCGGUGGUGCACUUGGUCCUGUGAAUGGAAAAAAUCCUGAACUCAGAAAUUUGACUUGUUCCAUUACAUUUGCUCAUCAGGGUGAUGUUGUAUUUUUAGCAACAGAUGGCAUUUCUGACAAUUUUGAUCCUGUUGUGACAAAGCUAGCUCUACCAAGAAGAGAAAGUGAUUCAAAUUUUAACAAUUUAUCACCCACAUCUCCAACAUCAAGUCCAAUCAUCAGACCGGAGAUGGAGCCAAAGGAGAGACACAUCUACGCAAUGAAGGAGAUGGAGCGCAUUAUACAUGAGUAUGAACUAGUGACAGAGGAACCUUGUUCUGCUCAGGAACUCUGUGGAGCAUUAGUACAACAUGUUUUGUCACUGACAGAUUCCAAACGGAAAAUAUUAGAAAAUCCAGCUUUAUAUGUAAGACGCAAGAUGACACUAAAGGACAAGGAGCACAGAGAUUCAGAGAUUGUUGAUAAGAUGGGGAAGGCCCCAGGGAAGUUAGACCAUGCUUCAGUGGUUGCCUACGAGGUUGGAAUCAUGAAACCAGAUGAAGAGGAGAUGGAGAAUAUACCCCUUGGGACUUGGAAUGGAGACGACACCCUAUCACUUCCCAGUUCUACCGAUACAUCCCCAUCCCCAACCUCCCCAAUAUCACCCAGUUCAAAGAAGUCUCGCCCUAAGAAACUGUUUGCACGUAUACGUAGUCUGAGUGUUAAUACAACUAAUAACUCAUCACCAACCCAUCAUCAUCACCCCUCUCCAGGCUUAUUUCCAAUUUCACCAAAGAGAUUCUCCUUCAAAAGGUCAAGGUCAAAGUCUGAGGCGGAACCAAACACCCCAAUAAGUCCCACCAAUAACCGCCACAAGGAAGUGCUGUCCCCUUCCCCCAUGACCCCACCUAUCCUGUCUCCAGAGGAUUACCCAAUGCCCCUUCCCGCUCAACACCCUUCGCGCAGGAGUAUUUCGUAUGAGUCGUCAGUAUGACCAAAGAUUACUUUAGGGACAUAUAUAAUGUGACGUGGAAGAGGCUUUAUAUAUGUAUUUACAGAUCAAUAAGUUUUUUAAGAAAUUUAAAAUGUUUAUGUUGUUGAGGCAUUCAUUUCAAGGUUGUAUUCAGUGGCAAGUGGUAUGUGGGUAUACUUAUCUACAUGUAUAUGCUUGGAUAAAGCUAAUACUGAAUCUUUGAUGAUUGUGUUUACUGAAGUAAGUGCUUCUAAAGGUUAAAUAGUUUAAACAGGUUACUUCUGAACACACCUGUAUUAUUAUGCAACAAUCACUUAUCGAAAUGCUAACUAAUAUCAUCUGCUGAAACUUUGUAAGAGGAAGACUUAGUUUUGAUAACUAUAAGCAUAAGCUGUUAUAUCUGCAGUAAAAUAUAAUCUGAACAGCCCCUUGUAGGUUGUGUUAAUAGUGCCACUAGUAUUAGUGCUUUUCUGGUACACAUGAGUAGUAAUAACAAAUCAAUGAAAGGGACUAUUUAAACAGGUUGUCUUACAAAUAUGUGUGAUACUUGUACUAUAAAAUCAGACAUGUUUUGCCCAUUUUAAUUUUGCCUUUCAAGAACAAAAAGGCAUAUUCAACACAUUUCAAAAAUAAUGUAUUACAGUUUGCAGUAGGAUAAGUAUGUAUCAGGCAAAUAUUUACAUUGAUAUCCAAAUGACUUGAAGGAUGAACAUUUGGUGGAGCAAAAAUAUUUCUUUACAGUAAUAAAUUCUACUUAAAAAUGAAAAAAAAAUCAUUGAAAAAUAAUGAUGAUGGAACGAUGAAAAUAAGUUAAAAAGAAACCAUAGGAAUGAAACUUCAUAAGUUUUAUAGGAUUAAUCAUGAAAAUAUUUACAAAAAUUCAGCAAUACCUGUGUGUUAAAAAAUAAGACGUUUUUUAGGAUUUUAUUUGUAAGUAAAAUUCAUAAAUACAUAUGUAAUUAUCCUUUAGUUUUACAAAUUAAUCAUGGAAUGCACUGAAGUGCUAAAUUACCUUUUUUUGUUUUUUAAAGAGCUGUUGUGAAAAAUGUAUUAAGUUUUAUUGUUAAAACUUGAAAUAUUUUUGUUUUUGAUAGCUGUAUGGUAUUUUCCAUAUGCAUAUGAACUAAGAAAUGUUUUACUCAAUAUUGUCAUGGAGUUGUAUCUCAAUAUUUCAUUGUGUAGUUAUUUAUAGACACAGUGUCGAUAACGCUAAUAUAGAUGUACCUGUAAAGCAUUAAAAUAGGAUCGAGGACUGUUAUUUAAAAAAAAAAUGAGGCCACCAAUAACUGUAAUCUGAAUACGGUACUUGGUAGCUUUUUCUAUGUUAAUUUUUUUCUUUGAGCUGUUUUUAUUCAAACACACCCUUCCUGCAUUGCAUGUGCAACACCAAUGCUUGUUCCGACUAAAAUAUUCAGAUGCAUGCAAAGAAAGGGAAAUUAUUAUAUAAACUUGAUUAUUUUUG
Molecule: messenger RNA, 3483 nt
Organism: Mizuhopecten yessoensis (Yesso scallop)
Lineage: Eukaryota; Metazoa; Mollusca; Bivalvia; Pectinida; Pectinidae
Product: PP2C-like domain-containing protein CG9801
Exons: 5
Coding region: 375-2042 (555 amino acids)
Source: RefSeq, a predicted model, not a curated record